AUGGGGACGGGCGAAGUGCAGCAAGCCACGGUUGCUCCAGAUGGUGGUCUACGAGCCUGGAUCGUUGCGACUGGGGGGUGUGCAGCCCAGAUGUGCACAUUUGGCUAUAUCAAUACCUUUGGUACAUACCAGAGCUACUAUACACAAUAUCUCCCCGGUUCCUCUCCCAGCAGCAUCUCAUGGAUAGGAUCCUCACAGACGUUCCUAUUGUACUUCCUAGGAAUCAUUAGCGGGCCUCUGUCUGAUCGCUUCGGCGUACGCGCUGCAAUUGUCCCCGGAAGUAUAUUCUUGAUCGCCUCCGUCAUGGCCACCAGUGAAACUACGGGGUACUACCAGAUUAUGCUAGCGCAGGGUAUCCUAGGGGGAAUCGGCAAUGGUUUUAUAUUCACCCCAGCCAUGUCCUGUGUAGGGCAGUUCUUCACUACUUCACGCGCAUGGGCAAUGGGCAUCGGAAUCAGCGGCGGCGCUGUCGGUGGUGUCCUGUUCCCAAUUAUGCUGCAGAGGCUAAUUCCACGAGUUGGCUUUGGCUGGGCUGUCCGGGUGAUUGGGUUCCUCUUGCUCGUCGUGGCUGGGUACAUGUGCGCAACGAUGAAGGAGUUUGCGCCGCGCCGGAAAAGAGGUUGGCUAAUUCCUGCGGCUUGGAAGGAGAAGCCCUAUGUUCUUGUCAAUGUGGCCUUCCUGUUGGCUCUGAUGGGGUCGUAUACUCCGCUGUUUUAUGCGGUUGAGUAUGGGCUUUCCCAUGGCGUGGACGCUGCGCUGGCAUGGCGCCAGGUCGCCGUUAUCAAUGCGGCUUCGUUCUUUGGUCGGCUUAUUCCGAACUUUCUGGGUGAUAGGCUGGGGCGGAUUAAUAUGUCUGUUGUUUGCUAUACCGUGUGCGCUAUCUUGUGUUUAUGUUGGACUGCAGCUGAAAGUACUGCUGGGAUCACGAUAUGGAAUAUUGCCUAUGGAUUCUUUUCCGGUGCUAUCUUUUCCCUGUUUGCACCAGUCGUGGCACAAGUGUGUCCGAACCUAGGGGACAUUGGCACUUAUAUUGGCCAGGGAUCUACUUUAUGCAGUUUUGGUGCCCUUGUGGGAACCCCCGUCAGUGGUGCUUUGAUUCGGAAUUAUGGGUAUUUCUCUGCGUCCCUGUUCAGCGCGUUGACGAUAUUUGCAGGAGCGUGUUGUCUGGGAGCUGCUAGACUACUAUUUGGAAAGGCCUUUUUGCUUGUGGUUUAA
Messenger RNA from Aspergillus puulaauensis, 1215 nucleotides. RefSeq lists its product as uncharacterized. The transcript has 5 exons. The coding region runs from base 1 to 1215 and encodes 404 amino acids. Gene Ontology annotation, molecular function: transmembrane transporter activity. The record is from RefSeq and is a predicted model, not a curated record. Lineage: Eukaryota; Fungi; Ascomycota; Eurotiomycetes; Eurotiales; Aspergillaceae. Gene Ontology annotation, cellular component: fungal-type vacuole membrane. Gene Ontology annotation, biological process: transmembrane transport.